GGCUGACCGGAUCGAAACGGAGAGACAGAGAGAAAAAGAGAAGGAAAAAAAGCGAUCAGGAUGAUGAACGCAUUCCUGGAUGGCGUGUCCUCGCAUCCGCACCACCUGGCCAAUCUCGGCAUCAAGCUGUCGCCCAGCGGUGGCGGUGGCGGUGGCGGCGGCGGCGGCGGCGGAUCAACGGACACCGGCGCAGGUGUCCAGCCGCCACCGGGCGACGCCCCGUCCCAGCAGCAUCAUCACUUUCACCCCCAAGGAUAUCCCCCUCACCACCCCCAUCCGGCGUCCCACAUGGCGCCCCACAUGGGCCACCACAUGAGCCAUCAUCCCGGCUACGCGGCCCGCGACUUCCUUCUGCGCCGCGAGCACGAGUUCAACGCGACCGCGAACCCAACCACGCCCGAGAGCGGGCUGGGAUUGUUCACGCCGCUCCACCACGACGGGACGGCCGCCUCGAUGCAGCAAUUCUCCCAUCACCCGAGCCAACAUCCGGCCCUGGCGGCCGGCCACUAUCCGGGCCACUAUCCCCAGGACUCGAGGCUGGCCCCUCACCACCAGUACUUGGGCGCGCCCCAUUUGACCCCGGCUUCGAUCCAUCAUCAACAGCACUCGGCCGUCACCCAUCCGAGCCAUCAUCCCCACGGCGCGUUUCUCAGGUACAUGAGGAGCAACGGCGGAGGGGGAGGCGGGGGCGGCGGGGCCGGUGGAAUCGGCGGCGGGCAGAGGCAGGAGAUGUCGUGCAUGUGGGUCGAUCAAGACGCGCCCGGUCCCGGAAGGAAGCUCUGCGGCAAACUCUUCAACUCCCUCCACGAUAUCGUGACGCACCUCACGGUGGAGCACGUGGGCGGUCCCGAGUGCACCACGCACGCGUGCUUCUGGCAGGGGUGCUCGCGUAACGGCAGGGCCUUCAAGGCCAAGUACAAGCUCGUCAAUCACAUAAGGGUGCAUACCGGCGAGAAACCGUUCCCCUGCCCGUUCCCCGGCUGCGGCAAAGUCUUCGCGAGAUCCGAGAACUUGAAAAUUCACAAGAGGACGCACACCGGCGAGAAACCGUUCAAGUGCGAAUACUCGGGCUGCGAGAGGCGGUUCGCGAACAGCAGCGACCGCAAGAAGCACAGUCACGUCCACACGUCCGACAAGCCUUACAAUUGUCGAGUUUCCGGCUGCGACAAGUCGUAUACCCAUCCUAGCUCGUUGCGCAAACAUAUGAAGGUGCACGGCAUGACCCUGGGCGAGGGGAAGAUAGGAGGGGGCUACGAGAGCGAGGGUGAAGAGAGCAGCAGCAGCGGGGGUAGCUUGUCGGUGACCGGGCACACCGAGUCGCCGCAGCCGCCCCCGGUCGUGCCGACAACGACCACGGCCAACCCACCGUCGAGCCAUCCUUCGACCAGGGGCCCAGAGUUGACGGAGUGGUACGUGUGUCAGCCGCCAACGGUCGGUCCCCAGCACAGCCCGUUGCCGGGCCCACCGCCGCCCCAUCACCUCGGUCCUCACCACUUCAACCCGCUCAUGCAUCAUCAGGCGACUGCUUACUAG
Molecule: messenger RNA, 1533 nt
Organism: Apis florea (little honeybee)
Lineage: Eukaryota; Metazoa; Arthropoda; Insecta; Hymenoptera; Apidae
Biological process (GO): regulation of transcription by RNA polymerase II
Cellular component (GO): nucleus
Molecular function (GO): RNA polymerase II cis-regulatory region sequence-specific DNA binding; DNA-binding transcription factor activity, RNA polymerase II-specific
Source: RefSeq, a predicted model, not a curated record